AUGGAGGGAGGGCAGCCCCCACAGGGGGGUGGCGAGCCUGCUGCAGUCCCCGAGCAACUCAACGGCGCGGAUGUCGGCGGCCUUUCGGCGCCCGGUGUGGCGUCUCCAGUGGAAGUUUUUCCUCAGUCACAAGUACAGGGCGGCGAGAACCAGACCGCGGCGUUGCAACAAGCUGCGACCGAAGCGGUGGGUUCGCCGCAUCGCCCUCCCAGAUCGAGCGCGGAAGACCCCAGCGACGCGGGCCGCGACGCAAAGGCCAACGCUCAAGGGACUGGCGUCUUGGCGGACGCCCUUCGAACUCGCGUGCUCCGCGGCGAUGCGCAGCUUCCCGUUAAACUCCCCAGCACGGACACGGACACGCAGGCGACCCACCCCACUUUCCUGUCGUGUCUGCGCGGCCAAACUCCCGGGCAAGAGGCGGUCAAUCCGUUGCGGCGCGCUGCCGCUCCGCAAAGCGUCGAUCGGAGCUCCGCGGAGCCGAAGCGAGCGAUGCAUAGGGCAGAAACCGCAGGGUUUUCGAGGCGCGUGAAAUCAGAUUCAGUGAGCGGUCCGCUGGCGCCGGCCGCCGAACGUUCUCAAGAAAAGGCUCAAAUGCAAGGUGGACGUACAGCGAGCGAGACAGCCCCGGGGCUGUGUUCAGGGGAGCUGGCUCGGGACGUUCCAGCGAGUGCCGUGGGUCUCGGAGGUUCUGGCGGCGCCGCGGAAACUUUAGAAAAGCAUGCAGGGGCCAGGAACUUGCUCGACACGCAGGGCGCGAGCGGGUGUUUGCUGGACCUGCCGAGGUCGACCGUGGCGGCUCGAAAUUCGGACGGGAGCAGAACGCCCGAGACUUGCCUGUCUCCGGUGGAUACCCCUGAGACUCCGUCUUCUCUUCCCACCGUGGCUUCUCUCGGAAACUCCCCCGUCUCACACGCGGGAGGAGACGCGUUUCAAGGGGAAACGUCCUUUCUUCCGAUGCCGGCACCUGCUUUUGACCGUCCCCUGGCCACUUCCACCGCUCGCGCACCUCCGGCCUCUGCUGACUCGUCUUCAUCUCCGUCUUCCGCUGGCACGCCGGCGGCAUCUGCGUCUCCGUCCCCGCUGCCUUGGCGCCAGAGUGUGUCUCCUUCGUGGUCCCUUCGUCCGCGGCGGGCUGUUCCGAACGUCGUCCCAGAUGUCGAGUUGUUCUCGACUGUGCGCCGGCUGCAGCGCAGGAGCCUGAUGAAGCUCACCGGCUCGGACGAGGGGGCGUACGGGGAGAACUGCUGCGCCUCGCUGCUGGAGCUCUUCCGCCUUCUCCAGGAGCGCUAUGGUCUCUCUCCGGCGUCGGUCUUUCUUGACAUCGGCAGUGGGAGCGGCGUCCCGUCUUUCCUCGCCUCCGCCGCGGUGGGGUGUGUAGCCUCGCUGGGCGUCGAGAUAGACAGCAACGUGUACGCCAUCGCCUGCAAUAACCACCUCCAGCUGCUGGACCAGCGGCUGGUUGCUUCCCUGGCAACGCAAGAUCUGCUCCUGCGCACACGGGAGGCGCGUCCUCACAGCGAACAGCCCGAGGCUUUGUCUUCCGGAAGGAACGGCGGCACCCACGGGGGCGACUGCGGGAGUUUCUUGGCGCCGCUGGACGGCGUCGUGGGGCCUGCUCUUCUGAACUGCCUCCGCGACCGCACCGCCGUGACCGAAGAGGACCUAACUUUCUCCGUGGCCAAUGUGAGCGCAGGCCUGGAUCGCGAGGCCGAGAAGGAAGGCGAGAAUGAGAAGGAAGGAGAGGCCGAGCAGACGCACGCGGAGAGGGGCGGUGGGGAGGAAGCCAGAGAGCCGCGUGCUUCGUCGCAAACAGUGCCAGGGCAGGGCGCCCGCGCAGAUCCAGCAGACUGUCCGAACUCGGGCGUGUCGGACUCUCUUUUCGCGCUGUCUCCGACGGGUUUGGCGUAUCCAUGCAACGUCGCAUUUAAGUGCGCAGAUGCGUCCUUGUUUGCCUCGUUUGACGGCGUCUCACACAUUUUCUCCUUCGAUCUGGCCAUGCCGCCGAGGGUGCUCUUCCGGCUUUGCUCGCUGUUCAACCGGUCCCAGUCCCCGGUCGUCUACGUCUCCUUCCACUCGACUCUCGCCUCAACGUACGGCCUCGACGCUCGCCUCGUUCAGCGCCUCCGCAUGCGCAUGGCUGGGAGCGCCGAGAGCCACGUGGCCUUCAUUUACGUCCGCAGCUGUCUCUCUCUGGCGCAGCUCGCCCUCGCGGGAGGCGAACGAGCGGCGCGGCCGAGACUGUCCAGCGCGGAGAACAAAUCGCGUCCGCGUUUGUCGAAGACCGCUCCGUUCGGACACGUGUACGAGAAAGGGUUGCAACGGAGUGGCCCGCAGCUGCUCAGCGACGGCGCUGUACUCCGAAGCGGGAGAGACGCGGCAGCGACGCCACAGGAAGAGGGAUGGGAUUGCGCAUUUACUGCGGGCGGAACGCGGGAAACGUGGAGGGAGAUCGAGCACGCGAGUUUGGUUCGGGCGCUUCUCUUGCGGGGCGUGGUCCACAGUCGGACCGAGAGCUUCUUCAGCCGCUGUGUCCUGGCCGGCGUCUUGCCGCGGGUAGCCUUCACGCUCCUUCACGCGGUAGGGCUCCUGUGUACGGACACCCCGUUGAGUUUCGAGGCGCAGGAAGGCGAGGUUCGCGUGGAGCAACCCGAGGGAGGGAGGAGGAAGGAAAACGACAAAGCAGAAACGGGGGAGACGGAAAACGUCCGGUUUUCUCCUCUGUCGGACUCCGUCCUUCCCGCGUUGCAGUGCUGCCGCAAGUGUUGUUCCGAGAUCUUCCUCUCAAACCUCGCAGGUGGCGACGGGGAGUUUGGCGGGUCCCCCAGACACGCACAAGGCGCGACGGUGCCGUCCAUUCGCGGCCUCGCUCUCCCCGUCCCUCGCCUCCCUCAGCAACAGCUUCUUCUGCUGCGUCGCCUCGUCGGAGUCUUCGGGCUGGACCAGCUGCUGGAAACGGGCGCGCUGUCCCCUGAGAGUCUGGAAGACCUCUUUCUUCUCCGGCCGGUGUCGGCGUGUCUGUGCGGAGACAGGCCGUGCGCCUCCGGGCGGCACUCCGGUGCAUGCGCGGCUGAGGCAGCUGAGGCAGCUGCGGCAACUGAGGAGAGAGGGAACGGAGAAGCGAAGAGAAGCUCGGUUUCUUCGCUGCGGUCGCCGUCGUCGUUUGUCUGUGUCCACGGCGUUCGGCGCCUCGCGCUGUUCCUCGGAAAGGUGAUUCUUCAGAGGCGCCUCGCGCGUCCAGACUGCGACAGAGACGCCCAGCUGGCGCCUGCAGGGGGAUCGGAGCCGGUUGCGGGCGACGCGGUGGGCUGGACCAGCGCACUCCUCGAAGUCCGCGUGUGCAGAAAGUGGGACAUCCAGAGAAAGGCCGGCGUUAGCACAGACCCGAUCUCGCUGGAUGCGUGGAACGCGGAAGCGCCCUCCUUCAGCGGAAACCGGCGAAGUGCGCGCCUGCGGCGGGAAGGCGCGAGCCGCGCUCCGGGAGUCGCCACGCAGAAAACAGUUCGUAAAGUUUCACAGGCCCGGAGCAGGAAACCCCCCGGGACGACGAAGGCCCAGGGCAGAGGACCACACAAGUUCAACGUCAACCGCGCGAGGCCACGCCCUCGACGAGAAGGACGCGCAGCCGGCAACGGGAGCCAGCGAGGCAGACGCGGGGCGCCAGUGGGGGUGCACAAGGCGGCGAGAACACUUCGCGGAAAUGGGGGGGUUCGGCGAGCACAAGCGUCGCACGACGAGCGGAAGCCGCUGCGAGGCGAGGAAUCGCCGGACGGGUUCGAAGAGCGAGAAGCGUCGCUCGAUGACAAGUGGAUGCGCUUCUUUGUCUGCUGCGGCGCCGAUCUGUCAGUUCCGGACGCCCCCGAUGGAGGUCAACCGGUGGACAGUGAGAAAAGAGGAUACAUGCUGGGACCAAGUGGAAUCGGCGACGUUGGCGUUUUAGAAAUCCCCUGCCUCUCCCCCCUCUGCUACACUUGUGGCGCCCGCACCGUCCUCCCGCAGUUGCUCGAAGCCAAUGCCCCCCCUGCAGUCCAGCAACUCAAGAUCCAGUCCGAAAUUCUACAGCUCCAAACCAACCCUCUCAUUCAGCUGGCAGACAAAGAAGGCCAGGCGGCGUGGGAUGCGAACCUGAGCCGAGAGGCAGGAGCCUUUUUUCGCCUGGGAAGUGAGGACGAAUCCGAAGGCAAUGGAGACGAGAGACACGGACGAGGAGCGACCUGCAAAGGCCGCGCGUGUUCAAAGGGGCAAAGGGCUGCCGCGGCGGACCGCUUGAAACGAAGAGACGAAAGCCACCCAAAUCGCUCGGCGGGACAUUUACGUGAGGCCACGUUUCCGAGCCUUUCAGACACCAGCGGCGCAGAUCAGGUUGAGUUAGCCGAACGCCGCCCACGGUGCGUCCACGCCAUCCGAGCGACGCUCCUGGAGCGCCUGAACGAGGUGCUGUCUCCGAGGGACACCUCGGCUGCAGGCGCACCGCUUUUGUGUGGAGAAGCGAAAGAGGACCUCGCGGACGGACUCCCGGUUAAGAGUGAAUCUAUCUCGGAAGGCGAAGUGACCCAUCACCAAUUGGAGGUGGAGCUUUGCCGGAGGGUUGAAUGGAGAAGACGACUCUGUGAUCCGUUUUCGUCUGAUCCCGUGCCUGACGAGAUUCGCUGCUCCCCGGUGGCCUUCCUGGGUGCGCCGGCUCCGGCGGACUCUCUCCAGUUUGUCUGGGAUUUCGCGAGAAGUGCAGAUCCCUCUGUUCCCCCCCGUUUCCUGUCCAGAGGAGACGGGAGGCCCCGGGGCUUCCGCGCCGGCGACGUCGUGCCCCUUUUGUGGCCCGAGGUGCGGGCGACGGACACCCACGCGGAGAGAGGGAAGCAGGAAAUCGUGUGUUGGAAUGCCCAGCUGCUCCGUGUACAGCGGAAGACGAGUGUGGGGGUCGCGAAGGAUCCGAUUUGCUCGGCCGCUUCGCCGCAGCGCACGAGACGCGAGGCGAGGCGGGGCGAGGAACGGGUCAAGAGCGCGGCGCCGGGAGACUCCUCUGUCUGGUGCGAGCGCGAAGCGACGGCACAGAGCCGCGAGACCCGCCGAACCGGCCGCAAGGGCGCACAGUCAAUGGAAGCCGAAUUCGGCGUCGCCGAGAACGGGUGGGAAAUGGAAGAGGAACUGGACUGGGAGAUCGCGCCUGGUCUGCCGUUGUGGGAGUGUCGCUGGGAAGUCAGGGCGUUCCCUGUCGCCGGCGACGCAGAAACCUGCUAUCAGGAAGCGCGGGAGUGGAUCGUGGCCCAGCUGACGGCGCAGGAGACAGCGGCGCUGCACCUUCUUCGCCGGCUGAAUGCGCCGCUUCUGCGACUCUCUCGCCAAGCCGCGGUCGCGUGUCUCCAUCUGGACCCCUGCGUGGCGCCGGAGGAAGUGGCGGAGCUGCGGAAAACGGUCCACGAGGCGGACCAGCUGCAGCGGCUCUGGGUCCACGCGCGGUUUCUCGAGUUCGCCCUUCUCCAGGAACUCAUGGUGGUGGAUUGGCGAGAGGCGAAAAACGGAGUCUGGGACGCGCGCCUCCGGGGUCUGUUGCAGGGGCAGAUCCUGCGUCUCCAGCAGCUCCAGACCCUGCGGGAACUGGGCGAGCGAGACAUCUCUCCGGCCCGCGCCCAGGUGCUCCUGAGACAGCUAAAAGACGCGCGGGAACCCCGCGGACUCCUUCAUUUGCCGGCGAGCGCCGCCACGGGGGUAUUCCCCAUUCAAGAGGCGCAGGAAGAGGCACAGGAUGCGCGCUCCCCGUCUUCUGGCGGCGAGGGAGGGACGAACGCGACGCGCGCCCAGGCUGAGGAAGCAGGGGAAGUCUCUCAGGCGUUGGGGCACGCACCUGCGGCCGCAGUGCGGGAGGCCGUUCUGUCCCUUCUGGCUUCUCUUUUUCGGGGGAGGAGACCGACUCAGCUCGUGGAGGAGAUUCUCCGCAGGGCCGUGAGGCUCUUGGAUCUCCUCUGCAUCCGGACGCAAGGGCCCUCGCGAGAGGCUGUGGCGGCUGCGUGGGCGCGUAGGGCAAACGAGUCGGAGCUCUGCGCGUGGCUGCCCGAGGCCGUUCGGGACGUUCCGCCUGGGAGCGAAAGCCGUCGACCGCGGGGAGCAGAGGAACGACAGGCGUGGGCGACCAGCCGGUUGGCAGUGCUCCGCAAUUUCCUGCGGCGCCAGCUGGGUGAAUUCAGGCGUCAGCUGUUGAGAGAAGUCGAGGAGGAGCAGCACGCCAUGCUGCUGUGGUUGCUGGCGAGAGAAAGCGCGACGGAGGCCUCGCAGGUGACGGCGCGAGGCCGUCGAGAAACAGACGAAACGUCGGGAGUCUCGCCAGGCGGAGAGCCCAGCGACGGUUCGAGUGAGAACCGCUUGACCUCACAGCGGGGUUCCUCCUCAGUUACGGGGGACCGGUCGACGAACGGAAGUGAGACGAAGCCUGCCUCAAGCACUGAACGGCCGGGUAAAGAAAUCGGCGGUGGCGGGUGUUCAUCCUCAGAGAGUUCUUCGACGGAAGCUGGAGGGGACGGCAAGGCGGCGCGCGCGAACGCUCGAUCGUUUUCCUCAGAAAAAAACGUCUUCGCUCUCACCUUCGUGACAGCAGGUGCUAAAGGGGUUCCCGAGGCGUUCGCCUGUCUCCACUCCCUCCCAGAGCAUCUGGAGGCGCUGAUGAAAGGCCCGUUGCCCAGGAGCCUCCCCAUUCGUGGCCAGGACGGGAAUGGAGAAGGCGCACAAACAGUGGAAAUGUGUCCACUGUGGCGCUCCUACUUUCUGCAGUUGGGUUUGAUCCACACAGCCAAAGAGCUCCUCUUCAGACGGUCUCUCCUAGACGCAGGCGACUCGCCUGCGGCACCCGCGCGCCAACCGCGCGCAUCUCCCACUGAAGACAAACAGGCAGUUGUGCCUGGAGAGGCGUGUAUCGAUUGCAUGCGCGAAGGCGUCACGCAUCUAGCCGCUGGGACCUUGCCUUUGCCAGGGAAGGAAAAGACGGCGACAGAGGUUUCGCGUACGCCGGAAAUCGCGGCAGACCGCGAAGAAGCGAAUCGGUGCAAAGCUUUCGGUCCGACACACAAAGGACAGAGAGACAGGGACGAGGAUGGCCUUCUCGCGUCGCCCAGGGCGCCGAAGAAGCGAAGGAGCGCCGAAAGCCGUGUGAAUUAA
This is a messenger RNA of Neospora caninum, 7143 nucleotides long. RefSeq lists its product as hypothetical. The transcript is spliced from 2 exons. The record is from RefSeq and is a predicted model, not a curated record. Gene Ontology annotation, molecular function: histone H3K79 methyltransferase activity. Lineage: Eukaryota; Apicomplexa; Conoidasida; Eucoccidiorida; Sarcocystidae. Bases 1 to 7143 code for a protein of 2380 amino acids.